AUGUUGCUGGUAUUUCGGGAGGCUUGCCAUUUCAGUCAUCUGAACAAUCUUCCACCGAAUCAGCUGAACCGGAUCACAAGUAAUUCCAGGCACGGCGUGACAUGGGCCUUCGUGGCUUUGGCGCCUUUCACGGUGGUUUGCGUACUUGCUGCGGCCUGUCUUGGGAGCGUAACUAUAAUCAAGGACAAGAAAUACGAGGAAGGAACGGGCCCCCAUCUCAUCCACGGCGGCUAUCUGCUGGGAUUGCCGAAGGAAAAGACAGACAAGGACCAAGGCGAUUGGGAAAGGCAGGAGAACAUUAUGGUGGAGCCGUUAAGCCGACAGCUUGAGCGUUUAUACCAUUGCACCAAGUUCUCCUAUUACGUAUGUGGUUGUAAUUAG
Pseudomassariella vexata is the source of this 381-nucleotide messenger RNA. RefSeq lists its product as uncharacterized. Lineage: Eukaryota; Fungi; Ascomycota; Sordariomycetes; Amphisphaeriales; Pseudomassariaceae. The record is from RefSeq and is a predicted model, not a curated record. The transcript has a single exon. Bases 1 to 381 code for a protein of 126 amino acids.